CAACAGAUAAUCUUGCGAUCUUGUGGUCAUAAAAACUUUGUCUCCUAAAACUCAUUCUACACAACAAUCGGCAGUUUCAGGUCUGUAAAGUUACAAUGUCCAUCACAAAUACUUUUGAUCUCGAUUUCCUAUCGAUCGCGAAUAGGCCGGCUGAUAUUCCGCCAUAAUUGUCGUUGCUUGUGCAUGACUCAUUAUUAUUACCAUCUGUCAAUUCAAAUGACCCUUCGUGGACUCCUUCAAUUCUUCUUCCAUUCCCACUCGCCCGUCUAGGUCUUUCCUAUGGAUUCAGAGUCCACCCCCCUCCUCGACGAAGUGUCUAGACAUGAGCAAAUCUAUAAUCGAUUCUCCUCCGCUAAGAAGAGGACGAUCGUAGCUCUCGUGUCAUGGAGCGCUUUGGUUCCGAUGUUCGCAUCAGGAUCGUUCAUUCCUGCAAUACCACAAAUCGCGCAUGAUAUGGACACAACGGGAACAACAAUCAGUUUGGCUGUCAGUCUUUCGAUAUUCGCUGCAUCACUAGGCGCGAUGGUAUUCGCGACGUAUAGUGGUUUCUACGGCCGACGGCCGGUAUACCUUAUCGGCACCCCGCUCCUCACCCUUGGAUCUAUUGGUGUGGCGUUAUCGCGUAACGUUCCCGAAAUGAUGGUGUGCCGUUUUAUCCAGGCGUUCGGAACUUCUGGUGGAAUGUCCGUAGGAGCGGCGGUGAUUGGUGACAUCUACAAGUUAACAGAGCGUGGAACGGCAAUGGGUAUAUUCUUCGGGGCAACAUUACUUGGCCCAGCGCUGUCGCCUCUGGCCGGAGGAUGGGGUGCGCAUUACGCGUCUUGGCGAUGGACGCAGAUCGCACUCGCUUUCGCCGGCUUCGCCGCAUUCGUACUGAUGUUCUUUUUCCUUCCGGAGACGAGUCACCCGGGAUCCCGUGGCGUAGACAAGAUGCUUGAAGCAGAUGAUACAACACCAAAACGCUGGAAGUGGGUUUGGUUAAACCCCUUCUCGCCUUUAGCGCUUCUACGAAGUCCUAACCUAAUGCUUUCCACGCUUGCUGGAGCGGCUAUUCUAAUCACUGACUUCUCAAUGUUCGUACCCAUCGCGUAUACGAUCGGCGUCAAAUAUAAUAUCACCAAUGAAUUCAUUAUUGGAGCGUGCUUUGUGCCCGGAGGAUUAGGCAACAUUGUCGGCGCUCCCCUCGCGGGAUAUCUCUCAGACCGCGCUGUCAUUCUUUCUCGUAAAAAAUAUGGCGCGGACUCCUGGAAACCUGAGGAACGUUUGAGAGCCGCACUCAUCGGGACUCUUAUUCCUGUACCGCUAUCGAUCCUGGCAUCAGGCCUAAUAAUUCAGUACAUCGACGGGACUCUUGGACUCGUGUUGAACCUGAUAUGUUUCUUCGUGAAUGGAGUUGGUGUCGAUAUGGCUUUGACGCCGGCAACUGCCUAUGCAGUGGACAUUAUGCAUUCGCGAAGUGCAGAGAUUAUGGCGGCCUCGAUGGGCUUUAGGUCGAUAAUCCUUUCUGUGGCUGUUGCCUUGGUGCUACCAUCGAUCAAGCGAUAUGGUGUGGUUUUUACUGACAGUAUCGCUGCGCUAGUAGGAUGGUCGUCGUUUGUGAUGAUUUGGGUGACGAUCCGAUAUGGAAAGCGGAUGAGAGAGUGGGUGGACGUGGGCUAUUCUACAGCCAAAGAUACUUAGAAUCGAAGAGCGAAGAGCACAAUAGAAGUUUUUUCUUGACGCAUUUGCUGUUGAAACGCUAACCGCGAACUCUUUCGGAACCAGAUUUUUUGAAGGUUAUAAAAUAUCACACGCACUUCGUUAUAUUCUGCUUUCUUCGCUGAUGUCAGUGGCAAUAUUAAUCACCACAAAAAGUGAAUAUCGAGAAACAACCAAUUUCGGCCCGGAUAAUUUUCGGUUCGCUAAGGAGCAGCGGUCCGUCUAUCAUCAGCGACCACCUGCACCGAGAAGCCACCAUGGUCAUCAGGACGUCUGGCCCAAGACAAUAAAAGGACAGCUUUCUCUUUCUCUUUCUCAACCCAACACAACCAUGCUGACCUUCGCUCUUGUACUCGGCGUUCUCCCACUCACCCACUCUGCUUCAGUAUCCUCCUCUGCCGCCCAGGCGUUCCUCGGUGUCGGCGGCUCAGGCGCCUGGUGGCCCAUGGACCUGUAUCACUUU
This is a messenger RNA of Desarmillaria tabescens, 2161 nucleotides long. Its product is annotated as MFS general substrate transporter. The transcript is spliced from 12 exons. Gene Ontology annotation, biological process: transmembrane transport. Lineage: Eukaryota; Fungi; Basidiomycota; Agaricomycetes; Agaricales; Physalacriaceae. The record is from RefSeq and is a predicted model, not a curated record. Gene Ontology annotation, cellular component: plasma membrane. The coding region runs from base 280 to 1680 and encodes 466 amino acids. Gene Ontology annotation, molecular function: transmembrane transporter activity.